Molecule: messenger RNA, 1604 nt
Organism: Physeter macrocephalus (sperm whale)
Lineage: Eukaryota; Metazoa; Chordata; Mammalia; Artiodactyla; Physeteridae
Gene: NCBP2AS2
Product: NCBP2 antisense 2 (head to head)
Exons: 3
Coding region: 85-384 (99 amino acids)
Source: RefSeq, a predicted model, not a curated record
GCGCCGGCGCAGACGUGGUCCAUAGUCAGGCGUCGCCGAUCAGAAAAGAGAGCAGCGUGCUCUGGGUUCUGGGACGCUCCGAGGAUGGUUCUACGGCGGCUGCUGGCUGCCCUGUUGCACAGCCUGCAGCUGGUGGAGCGUCUCUCUGAGUCGCGGCCCAUCCGGCGUGCGGCGCAGCUCACCGCCUUCGCACUGCUGCAGGCCCAGCUACACGGGCAGGACGCGGCCCGGCGCCUGCGAGCCCUUGCGGCAGGGUCCGCGGGCUCCCUGGGCCGCCGCGCCGUCCGCUUCAGAGACACCUUCAUUCAGGAGCUACGCCGCAGCCUCCGGGAACGCCCGCGGCCACCACCAGGUAGCCAGAAGGGCCCAGGAGCAAACCCCUAAACCCAGGCCGGGCCGAGUCGAGGUCGCCUGCUUUCCCUUCUGGGCUCGACACCGGCCUCGGCGCUAAUUAGUCAUCCCGGACACUACGCACGGCUUGGAAUCCUGACUCAGAUGGUCCGCCUACAGAGGUCCCGCUCAUCAGAGAGCCCAGGCCAAACCGACACCCCUGGUGAAGGAAGCCUUGUGAUCGGACGGGACACAGCGUAUGUGGAAAGCCCCCGAAGCCUGACAGAAGUAAAGAUAGUCUGGGCCCUGAUACACCGCGCGGGCAGAGAGCCAUGCACCAAAGUACAACCGGAAAGAGGGUCUGCCCUCUGAAAUGGGACUAAAACUAGUGAUGGAUGCCGCUGCCUCUGCACUGAUAUAGCAGGACACUGCUUCCAGGGGAGAUCCUGCAUGAAAAGACAACCCUGCAGUUGCCAAAAUCCUCUGAUUAAAUAUAAAAGCCAUCUUUGGCUGCAAAGUAAAUAAGUGCUGUCGGGUGCCAGAGAUGAUGCUAAGCACUACAGGUACGAAGACCAACGUGAAGUUCGUAACAAACCAACCAAACAACAAUGAACUGUCAUGAACAGUGGUUAAGAAUCCACCUGCCAAUGCAGGGGAUAUGGGUUUGAUCCCUGGUCCGGGAAGAUCCAACAUGUCACGGAGCAACUAAGUCUGUGUUCCACAACUACUGAGCCCACGUGCUGCAACUACUAGAGCCCGUGCUCUGCAACAGAAGCCAUCGCAAUGAGAAGCCCAUGCACCGCGAUGAAGAGUAGCCCCGGCUCGCCGCAACUAGAGAAAGCCUGCGCACAGCAACGAAGACUCAACACAGCCAUAAAUUUAAAAAAAAAUAAAAAAAAAAAAUAAAGACUUUAUUUUUUUAAAGCAGUUUUAGGUUCACUGCAAAAUUGAGAAGGUAUAGAGGUUUCCCACAUACACUCAACCCCUAUACAUGCAUAGCCUCUCCCAUUAUCAAUCUCCCCUGCUAGAGUGGUACAGUUGUUACAACUGAUGAACCUACAUCUACACAUCAUUGUCACCCACAUUCUUCCGUUUCCAUUACUGUUUACUCUUGGUGGUGUACAUUCUACGGGUUUGGUCAAAUGUUUAAUGACAUGUAUCCACAAUUAUAGUAUUAUACAGAGUAUUUUCACUGCCCUAAAAAACUUCUGUGCUCUGCCUAUUCAUGCCCUCACCCCCAGCAUUUAAUUUUUAAUGGUCCAGUUUUGUAGAUA